Molecule: messenger RNA, 1565 nt
Organism: Aphidius gifuensis
Lineage: Eukaryota; Metazoa; Arthropoda; Insecta; Hymenoptera; Braconidae
Product: ester hydrolase C11orf54 homolog
Exons: 5
Coding region: 324-1292 (322 amino acids)
Cellular component (GO): nucleus
Molecular function (GO): hydrolase activity, acting on ester bonds; zinc ion binding
Source: RefSeq, a predicted model, not a curated record
UAUUAUUGACAGCAAACAAAAACAAACAAAAUUAUGUUAAAAAUUUUUUUAAAUUUUUUUAAUAUAUAUUAACAUCAGUUUGAUGAAUUUAUUCAUGAGACUUUGAGGCACUUUGCGAGGAGCUAAUUUGAAUUCAUUAGUAACUUGUUUAUUAUUUUCUUAACUCAUCUGGAAAAAAAAAUUAAAAUAAUAUAGCAAGGUCAGUUUGUUGAUUAGAUAAGAAAAUGCACACGAUACGUUUCACUAUAUUUCUUCAUAAUAUUGCAAAAAGUUUUACAUUCUAUUUGCAAAUCAAUCGAAAUAUUUUAUAAAAGAUUAUAAAAAUGGCAUUAAUAUUGGAAUUAGAAAUGCCAACAAUUGUAGAAAGAUCAUUAUUUACUCCAACUCUUCAAGAAAUAAAAAAUGUUGUAACACCAGCAUUAUCUGAAAAUUUUUCUGAAGUUACUGUUGACAUUGUUGACUGUCCAGACUUGACAAAAGAACCAUUUAAUUUAGCAGCAUCAGGUCUUGAUGGAUCAAAGAAAAUAUUCGAAAUUGGUGGACCAUCAUUUCUACUUCCUUUGGUACAAAGAAAUAAAAUAUAUGACAUUAAAAUGUUGUUAAAUAAAUUGAAUUAUCAUGAUAAUGAUAAAAAUGCUUUUGUUAUUGGUGCUGGAGCUGGUCCAUGGCCAAAAUUUAAUCGUAAUUGUGAAAUGAUGAUGAAUAUUUUUAUGACACCAAAUGAUAUGAAAAACGAAACAAGAAUUGCUUGGGUUGGUGAAAAUAAUAAAUGUAUUUUAGAAAAUAAUAUGAAUAAUGAUACACGUUUUGCAUUACUUGCAAAUCUUUAUUUAUCUGAAGGUAAACCAGGAAAAGUUAUGAAAGUUUAUGCAAAAAAAAGAACUGGUAAUUUAGAUUUUAUUGCAACAAUGCAAAGAGCAUUAUCAACACAUUACAAAGAUAAACUUGUUGGUUUGGGAGGUACAUUUUUGUUAAAACAAGGCAAAGCAAAGCAACAUGUAAUGCCUGAUUUUUCAGCAACUCCAUUGACAACUGAAAAAUCACUUGAUAAUUGGUUGAAUUAUUAUGACAUGUCAGCACCUUUAAUUGCUGUUGGAACAUUUGUCAGUGGUGAAACUGAUCUUGAUUUACGUGUACAACAUUUUCAUAGUUUUAGUAAUCAUGGUGAAGGUGGACAUUAUCAUAUUGAUACAACACCAGAUAUAGUUGAGUAUGUUGGUUAUUUUAAUAUUGCUGAUACUAUUUAUCGUGUUGAUCAACCAACUUCUAAACUUACAUUUGGAAAAGAUUGAGAUGUUUAUUUUACAUCAAUUGAUCUAUCAACAAGAUUGAUGAAUUUUUAAUCAAAUAAAUCUUAUGAUGAUCAUAUGAAAUUAUUAAAUAAUCACAAAUGAAAUUUAUCAAAAUAGAAAAUUAUAUUCAUAAAAAAUUAAUUGUUCAAGUUUCUAUACUUACAAAAUAUUUUAAAAAAUCAAAAACUAUAUUUUUUUUGUUAUUAACAUUUUUACUUUAACCACAAACUAAUAUUUUAUUAUUGAAAAUAAAAAUACAUACUUAAAAAUUCA